CGUUCUGAAAGAGCCCUGGAGGGGCUGUUUGGUCCAACAGAUCCCAUAGGCUCAGUCGGGGCUCUGCAGUGUCAUGCCCCGGAGCCCCCGGACAGCGCCGAGCUGGGCGCUGUUGCUGCGGCUGUUGGCACUGCUGCGGCCGCCAGGGCUGGGCGAGGCGUGCAGCUGCGCCCCCGCGCACCCCCAGCGGCACGUCUGCCACUCGGCGCUUGCAAUCCGGGCCAAAAUCUCCAGUGAGAAGGUAGUUCCUGCCAGUGCAAAUCCUGCUGACACUCAAAAAAUGAUCCGGUAUGAAAUCAAACAAAUAAAGAUGUUUAAAGGGUUUGAGAAAGUCAAGGAUGUUCAGUAUAUCUAUACACCUUUUGAUUCCUCCCUGUGUGGUGUGAAACUAGAAGCCAACAGCCAGAAGCAGUAUCUCUUGACCGGUCAGGUCCUCAAUGAUGGGAAAGUCUUCAUUCAUCUGUGCAACUACAUUGAGCCCUGGGAGAACUUGUCCUUUUUGCAGAGAGAAAGUCUGAAUCAUCACUACCUUCUGAACUGUGGCUGCCAAAUCACCACCUGCUACACACUGCCCUGUACGAUCUCGGCCCGCAACGAGUGCCUCUGGGCAGACUGGCUGUUGGAACGGAAGCUCUAUGGGUACCAGGCCCAGCAUUAUGUCUGCCUGAAGCAUGUUGAUGGCACCUGCAGGUGGUACCAGGGCCGCCUGCCCCUCAGGAAGGAGUUUGUUGACAUCAUCCAGCCCUAGUAGGGACCAGUGACCACCACACUCCUUCAAGAGUCCUGAAGACCAAGCCAGUUCUCCUUCCCUGCAGACCUCUGGCUGUCACCAUCUGCCUCAUUGCUGCCACCCCAUGGGAAGUACCAAGUAGACAGUCUGGCUAGCAUUAGGGCAGGGAUGGGGCAUGUUACAGCUUGUGUCCAAGACCCCAGUCCAGAACCUGUCAAGGGCUAGGGAAAGAAGUAUGACUUUUCUACCCUGGCCUCAGUCCUUCUCCCCUGCCUCCCAGAUCCUUUAGUCUAGCUGGUACCUGUUACUGAAAGUUUUGAUUCUGGCUUGGUUUGUCUUCCAAAGCCAGAACUAUUCCCUUUUCUCCCAAGGAAAAUUUGUUUUCUCCUACCUUAACUGAUCUGCUAGGGGAGAAAUGAUAAAUAUUAUACAUAUGAGAUAGUAUAGCGUUGUGAUGUACAAUACAGAAGGGGGGUUGACAGUAUCAUAAACAGGCUGAUUGGAGGAAUGACAAGAACAACAUACUAUGGCUGUGUAUCCUCUACUCCUGUCUCAACUCAUCCUAAUCCUCUCAGACACUUUCAUCUGUGAGAGUGACUUGGGGGAGUAUGGAGUCACUCGGUGUGAUACCUACAACGGCCUAAACUUCCUCCGCAUGCUGUAAUCCCCUCUAUACCAUUCCUGGAAGAGCAUCUGGCCCAGUUAGCACACCUUUUUGGACAAGAACAGACUUAGGUAUUGUAUCUCCAGGUUAACUGUCCUUAAUGCUGAUGUCCAUAAGACUUCUCUGCUUUUUAUUUUAGAAAGUCUUUUUCUA
Equus quagga is the source of this 1547-nucleotide messenger RNA. It is a transcript of the gene TIMP4, whose product is annotated as TIMP metallopeptidase inhibitor 4. The transcript has 5 exons. Gene Ontology annotation, molecular function: metalloendopeptidase inhibitor activity; protease binding. The record is from RefSeq and is a predicted model, not a curated record. The coding region runs from base 74 to 748 and encodes 224 amino acids. Lineage: Eukaryota; Metazoa; Chordata; Mammalia; Perissodactyla; Equidae. Gene Ontology annotation, biological process: negative regulation of endopeptidase activity; negative regulation of membrane protein ectodomain proteolysis. Gene Ontology annotation, cellular component: extracellular matrix.